AUGAAGUAUUCAAAAGCCAUGGUUGCAUCUCAGCUUUUUGAGGAACCUGUUGAUCCAUUGGUUGCUUCCCAAAAAAGUAUAUUUGUUGUUGGCAUGAUUUGUUGUGAAAAAGAACUUCAAAGCAGUGUUGAGCAUUCUGGAGGUCAACGUGUGCGCCUUGACUUACAGAAACUGGAUCGGUUUUCCCUUUUCCCAAGUCAGGUGGCAGGUAUUGAAGGACAUAAUCCAAGUGGGCACUAUUUAAUUGCAACAAAAUUUGGUAUUGUUGAGGUGGUGACGACUUCCCAGAAAUUUGUAAUCAGGAAAAGUGAAGCAGGUUCCAAUAGGUGGGUGAACUUGAAUGCUAUUAAAAGACUCGUACAAGCAGAUGCACUUAAGAUGGAGAUUAUUCCAAAUCCAAAGGAAGUUGAAGGAAUUAAAGUUCUUCAGCUAGAAACAACAGCUGGUGCUGCAAUCAAAUUUUUCGAUAAUACCAUUGGAAUCAACAUUCCCCGAUCUCGAUUCCUUCCAGUGAAAGAAAGUUCAAAUCUGCUCCUUGUUCAGUCUGAUCUUUACACGGAAAAAGAUGGGUAUGUGGUCCGUAAUCCAGCUAGGACAGAUCCAGCAAACCCUUCAAUUGAACUGGCUCCUGAGUUUAAGAAGGUUGGAGAUUUCUUGAAGCGUUUCAAGUCCAUCCCCAGUAUUAUCGAGUCGGAUAGCUUGAAGGUUUCUGGUGACGUGUGGUUUGGAUCUUCAGUUGUUCUCAAGGGUAAAGUGGUCAUUGCAGCAAAGUCCGGAGACAAGUUGGAAAUCCCUGAUAAAGCCGUAAUUCAAAACAAGGAAGUCCAUGGUGCUGGUGAUAUCUAA
This is a messenger RNA of Lactuca sativa (garden lettuce), 846 nucleotides long. RefSeq names its product UTP--glucose-1-phosphate uridylyltransferase 2. NCBI's taxonomy places the organism in Eukaryota, Viridiplantae, Streptophyta, Magnoliopsida, Asterales, Asteraceae. Gene Ontology annotation, biological process: UDP-alpha-D-glucose metabolic process. The record is from RefSeq and is a predicted model, not a curated record. Gene Ontology annotation, molecular function: UTP:glucose-1-phosphate uridylyltransferase activity.